Messenger RNA from Aspergillus melleus, 1350 nucleotides. RefSeq names its product phosphatidylserine decarboxylase family protein. Gene Ontology annotation, molecular function: phosphatidylserine decarboxylase activity. The transcript is spliced from 2 exons. NCBI's taxonomy places the organism in Eukaryota, Fungi, Ascomycota, Eurotiomycetes, Eurotiales, Aspergillaceae. The coding region runs from base 1 to 1350 and encodes 449 amino acids. Gene Ontology annotation, cellular component: mitochondrion. The record is from RefSeq and is a predicted model, not a curated record. Gene Ontology annotation, biological process: phosphatidylethanolamine biosynthetic process.
AUGGCCAAGCACAACCACCACAACAAUCACACACCCCGCCUCCACCGAGUCGGAAAAUGGAUGCCCCCCAGCACAAGCGACCACCACGCCUGGCUCGGCGGCGUAAUCGCCCACGUCGACUCACCCAACCACCAAAAACCCCUCCACCCAGUGCUUCGCGACUUCCAAUCCCUAAUCGCCAAAAACACCCGAAUCCACAUGCUCCUGCACUCGAUGUUCGACGAGAUCCCCACAAACAGAACCUACACGACAGACCCCACGGGCUGUCCCCAGAUCCGCGACCCAGAACACCUGCUCCAGGUGCUUAACUACCUCCUCACGACGGCGCCGUCAUGGAACGACCUCUCGAAGCGCGUCGGGCUAGUCGGGUUACCGAUUAACGCGGUGCUGGAUUGGCCGAUGGGGACCGGGAGCGGGUAUGCGGCGUUUUUGGACCCCGAGGUCAACGCCAUGAUUAAGCGGGUGCUGGACGCUUGGGGAGAGUUUUUGAGCUCGAGGGAGAGUGCAAAGGUGCUCGAUCAGUCCGAGACGGGGUGGUUGGGACCUACCGGGAAGGAGUGGUUGGAGAAGGUGGCGAAUCAGGGGAGGGAGGAUGGGUUGGGGUUCGAGGAGUUGUAUAUCUGUGAUCCCUGGAAGGAGUAUCACGGGUUCAACUCGUGGGAUGACUUCUUCACGAGACGGUUCAGAGAAGGGGUUAGGCCUGUUGCGGAGCCAGAGGAUGAUGAUGUCCUGGUGAAUGCGUGCGAGUCGCAGCCGUACAAGCUGGUGAAAGGGGCUAAGGCGAGGGAUCGGUUCUGGAUCAAGGAACAGCCAUAUUCGAUUGAUGAUAUGUUGGCGCAUGAUGAGCUGGCGGAAAGGUUUGCUGGUGGCACGGUCUAUCAGGCGUUCUUGAGUGCGCUGAGCUAUCAUCGUUGGCACGCCCCCGUGAGCGGACGGAUUGUGAAAGCGUACGUCGUUCCAGGGACGUACUAUUCUGAGCCUCUGUUCGAGGGACUGGGAGAUCCGAAUGCGACGGCCCAGGCGAGCAACGAGAUUGAUCCGUCCGGCGAGGUGACGGCGCAGGAGUACCUGACGGCAACGGCGACGCGGGCGGUGAUCUUCAUCGAAAGUGACAACCCGAAGAUCGGGUUGAUGGCAUUCCUCGGGGUCGGGAUGUGCGAAGUGUCGACGUGCGAUGUCAGGGUCAAGGAGGGGCAGCAUAUCACAAAGGGGGACGAGAUUGGGAUGUUUCAUUUCGGCGGGUCGACCCAUUGCUUGCUGUUCAGACCAGGAGUGAACGUGGAUGGAUUUCCUGACACGAAGAUGGAGGAGAAUGUGCCGGUCAAGAGUCGUUUGGCUGUCGUGCACUGA